AUGGAUCCGCAAGUGGUGUUGGAUCUUUUGGUCGCCAUGGAUGAUAACGCCCUAUACUUCAUCCUGGGGGAGCUGUUGCAAUCCAAGCCCAACCUGGCACCUGACCUGAUCAGCUCUGCAGUGCCGGAUCUCACCUAUGCACCAUCAAAGGCUGUGACCGAAAAGCGAUGUACUGGUGUUCUUCAAAGCGUCAGAGCUGAGGGCAUGAGUUUCAUCCUUUGUCCACAGCUUCAGGCUGCCUUCGGCUGCGAUGUUUGUGUUGCCCCCGCCCAAGUUGCUGGCUUCGUACAGGGCGAACAAGUCAGCUUUGCAGUGACGGGGAAUGAGAAAUCUGAACCCCAAGCAAUAGAUUUACAGAGCCUUUCGUCAAAGGAUGCUGGCAACCCUGCAAGAAAGAGGAACAAAGUUACCCCAGCUUCAACAACAGUUUCCAACAAGAGACCAUUUUCCAUGGCCACUGGAUUACCAGUUGCUACAGAGCAGCUCGAACGGCCUCCGGAUUUAAUGUCUAAGCUGCCCAGCCAAAGCAUGUCGUUGCAAAGCCUUCCAGCAAAAGGAGUGGCUGCCAUUGCUGCGAUCUCUGCGGCCGCUGCCAACAAUCCCAAGGCGGCAGUGCACCAAGCCUUUCCGAAGCAAGCCAUGACCGGGGUCACGCGGGUCAUGCAGAGUGAUGGAUGGCAGGUAGCUAAAUCCGAGACAGAUCCAGCUGAGGUUCGCGAGAUUCUUGGUGAAUACUAUGGAGUUAUUAGGAAUUUUGAUCCCUUCAAAGGCUUUGGCUUCAUUUUCUGCAAGGAGCUGUACGAUGCUUUUAAUGUCGAUGUCUACGUGCAUGGCGACAGUUGUGCGGAGUUUGGAACAGGCGCUGAGGUGAAGUUUGAAGCUUACAUGUACAAUGGAAAGGUGCAGGGCCGCAAUUUGGAAGAUGCAACUGGAAAGGUGCAGGAACCAGCACCAGCUCCGCCAAAUGAAAUAGGAACCUUUGUGGGUGAAGUGAAGGUAUUUCACUGGGACAGGGGGUAUGGCUUCAUUGGCUGCGAUGCACUGCGUGCGAAAGGGUACAACUGUGAUCCCUUUGUGCAUCACACCGAGAUAAAGGACUUCUGGCCGGGUCAGUUGGUCGCCUUCAAGGCAUAUGAGAAUGCCGGCAAGCUGCUGGCACGCGAUCUCAAGGACCCUGCUGGAGUAAUGCUUUCGUCUGGUAUCCAAGCUCCAACUUGGGACGAGGCUUGGGCUGCUGCAGUGGAACUGGCCACUUCGUGGGCAAGGGAUGAGGCCAAAGGAACGACUCCAGACCAACGCGAGCUGGUGAUGGAUCACAUGCAGAUGAUGCAGAGUCUCCCGCCUCCAAAGCCCAAGAAAGCUCCUUGGAGGCCAGACCUAGUGUGGAUGCUGCCGAUGGGUAACAGUCUCAGCAUACCGCUGUCGACCUUCGGCCACUGCUUUGAUAUCUUUGAUCGGUUGAGGACAACGGGAAGCGAUGAUCCACGAAAGCUCAAGAGAUUGCAACAGGAGAUUCAAAGGCUGUCACAACGCCUUGCUGAGUCGGAGAUGUACUCGGCACAUGAUGAUGGUUUGCCAAAGUUUUCGCUGGAAGAGGUGGAAGUGGGCAGCAUGAUUGCUCAAGGAGGCUUUGCUUCGGUGCAUUAUGCUACUUGGCAGUGUACGCCCUGUGCCCUGAAGAAGAUUUUCGACCCCGUUCUGACAGAAGAAUUGAAGUCCGAGUUUGAGAAUGAGGUACGGAUGCUGCGUAAGCUGCGACAUCCGAAUGUAGUUACGCUCAUGGCCGUGUGCCGAAUGCCUCCGGCACUGAGCAUCCUCACUGAACUUGUUUGCGGUGGCUCCCUGUUCGAACUUCUUCAUGGUCCCACUUCGUCCCGGCGGCGCGAUUCUCCAGGUACCGAGCCUACCAUGCUGCUGCCACUGCUGCGUCAGGCUGGCGCCGCCCUCGCAUAUUUGCAUGCUAUGAUGGUGGUUCAUCGAGACAUCAAGUCACAGAAUGUUCUGCUGACAGAAGGCAGCAGGCCUGCAGCGAAGCUCUGUGACUUUGGACUUGCGCGGAUGCGCUCUGAGUUGUGUACUGGGUCCAUGCAGUGGGCAGGCACUGCCCCCUACAUGGCACCUGAGCUCUUUGCAAAACGGAAGUAUGACGAGACCGUUGACGUUUUUGCCUUUGGUACCAUGGUGUGGGAGGUGGUGUCCGUGGAAAUUCCGCAUGCCAACUUGGACCCAGCAGACAUUGCCCACCGUGUUCAGACCAAGGAGGCCGCAGGCCUGGCUUUGCAGCACAGCUGGCCAAAGACCCUGAAGAACUUGCUGAAAACAGCAUUGUCAGUACAGCAGGAAAAACGGCCUGCGAUGACAUCAGUUGUGAAGGAUCUUGAGGGAAUCACUCGCGAUUUCAUGGAAGCCUGA
Molecule: messenger RNA, 2412 nt
Organism: Cladocopium goreaui
Lineage: Eukaryota; Dinophyceae; Suessiales; Symbiodiniaceae
Source: the annotation of a GenBank genome assembly